This is a messenger RNA of Fraxinus pennsylvanica, 675 nucleotides long. The record is from the annotation of a GenBank genome assembly. Lineage: Eukaryota; Viridiplantae; Streptophyta; Magnoliopsida; Lamiales; Oleaceae.
AUGGAUGACAAAUCAGCUUCAGAAACGAUCGAGCAAGACAUGGAGCUCGAACCCCAAGCAGCCGAUCCAUCUGAGCCGGCGCUAACUGAUUCGACGACAGCCACUUCUGAAAACGGCUGCGGCUCGAAGCGGGACAGGGAGGAAGAAGAGGAGGAAGAUAAUGGAGAGAAGAAACUGAAGUUUGACGAGAAGUCCGUCGAAGAACAACGUCUGGAGAAUUUGGAAGACGGUGAAGCAGAAACGGAGGAGUCGGGUCCGGUCAGUUUGGGUCCAAAGGUAUUUGAAUCGUCCAAGGAGAUGUUUGAUUACUUUUACAAGUUACUGCAUACUUGGCCUCCGAGCAUCAAUGUGAAUAAGUAUGAGCACACUAUGUUACUGGAGUUGCUCAAGAAAGGUCAUUUGGAGCCAGAGAAAAAGAUAGGCAACGGGAUUCAAGCUUUCCAAGUUCGUUUCCAUCCUCAGUUUAGAAGUCGUUGCUUCUUCCUGAUAAGGGAUGAUGAAUCAGUCGAUGAUUUCAGCUUCAGAAAGUGCGUGGAUCACAUACUUCCCUUGCCAGAAAACAUGCAAACAAAACAUGAUGUCAAUAAGGCACUGGGUGGAGGUGGAAGAGGAGGCCGUGGCCGUGGUCGUGGUCGAGGCCGAGGCCGUGGUAGAGCAGGAAGGUGGAGAAAUUGA